Trifolium pratense (red clover) is the source of this 2809-nucleotide messenger RNA. Its product is annotated as protein TPX2. Bases 286 to 2568 code for a protein of 760 amino acids. The transcript is spliced from 19 exons. Gene Ontology annotation, molecular function: protein kinase activator activity; microtubule binding. The record is from RefSeq and is a predicted model, not a curated record. Gene Ontology annotation, biological process: regulation of mitotic spindle organization; mitotic spindle assembly; activation of protein kinase activity. Gene Ontology annotation, cellular component: nuclear microtubule; mitotic spindle. NCBI's taxonomy places the organism in Eukaryota, Viridiplantae, Streptophyta, Magnoliopsida, Fabales, Fabaceae.
AUCUUUCAUUGUUGCGCUUCAUUAUAUACCACUGUUCAAAAAGUUUUUCCGACCGUUAGAGAACUAACCGUUACAUUUUUUCCACAUUACAGAGCGACACUCCUUCGUCCCUCUACCUCUCAUCUCUUCUCUUCUCUCCAAACUCCAAACCGAACACGCUCUCUAUUCAUUUCUACUCUUAUACUAUUAUUAUUAUUAUUAUUAUUGAUUGAUUGAUUGAUUCCUCACUAUUUUAAUUUUAAUCAUCCCAAUUUUCACACAAACCCUAAUCGGAACGAACUCGAAAUGGCGGUGGCAUCAGAGGCAACCGGUGGAGCAACUACUAUCAUUGAUGAAACUUACGAAUUCUCUGCACCAAGAUUCUUCGAUUUCAUGAAAGGGGAAUCAGAUGAGGAAAUCCGUAGGGCCGAGCUCUGGUUUCACACCGCUCUCUCAUACGCUCCUUCUCCAUUCAUGCCUAAAAUCAAGGCUGGUAGAUCCAUUACUAUAGGUACCUUGUGUGAUUUUAGUGAAGCUGACAAUGUGCCAAAGAUGUCAGCAAAUGUUGAAGAUAGUGUUUUGGAAUCAAAUCAACAACCACAAAGCAUGACUAGCAAAAUAAAGGAAGAGGGUGUAGCCAAGGAAGAAAACCUUACAAAUGUUUCUCGUGUGAUUUCUACCAAUAAGGAAGAUGAUGUACCAUGCUGCAAGGCCAAAGACGAAAAUAAUUCAACUUAUCUCGAGGAUGUUGUUGGUAAGGAAGUGAGUGAUCAUAAAGGGGAGAGCUUAAAAGUACAAACAUCCACAGAUGCAUCUGUUGAAGUAGGAAAAGAUGUUUGCACACCAAAUCCAGCAUUGAGGAAAAAUGUCAAUACCACUUCCACUAAUUCCAAGAAGCAACAGAACUCUAAAACGGUAUCCACAAAUGCCAAAACUCGGUUACAAUCAGCAGCCAAGAAGAGCACUUCAGGGACCCCCCACUUAGCCCAAGAGAAUCAAGCUAUUAAGAGGCAAAAAUUGGAAGGAGGAAAAACUAGACAGAUUCUGAAUCCGAAACCUCAAACUCUGCCUCAUGAUAAGUCAAAAUUGGGUUAUUGUUCAAGUACUACUAGCAAAAUUCACAAAGAGGACAGAAAGGUUUAUGUUCGUGAAACACCAAAAACACCCGCGUCUGCGCCAUUUGUAUCAAUGGCAGAAAUGAUGAAGAGAUUCCAGACUAGUGCGAGAGACCUGCCACUGCAUAACACUGUUUCCCAUACAAAACCAAAACUCACACUGACCAGGCCUAAGGAACCUGAAUUUGAGACAAAUCAACGGGUUCGCCCUGCUAGAGUGAAGAGUGCUGCUGAGCUUGAGGAAGAAAUGAUGGCUAAGAUGCCAAAAUUCAAGGCACGGCCAUUGAAUAAGAAGAUUCUGCAAACUUCAACUUUGCCUCCCAUGCCAAGAAGUACACCCCAACCACCAGAGUUUAAGGAAUUUCAUCUAGAAACGCUGGCUAGGGCUCAUCAAAAUACAGAUUCAGCUUCAAAAGCCUCAUUGGAGGUGUCUCAUAAGGAGACUUCAUGGAAACCUCAUCUUACUGAACCUAAACAUCCACUACUCCAAACAUCGCUAAGGGCCCGCCCACCAACAGUGAAAAGCUCUUUAGAAAUAGAGCAAGAGGAACUUGAGAAGAUUCCUAAAUUCAAGGCAAGACCUCUAAAUAAGAAGAUCUUUGAAAGUAAAGGGGAUAUUGGAAUAUUCUGCCAUAUGAAGAAACAUGUUACCGAACCUCAAGAAUUCCACUUUGCAACAAAUGAGAGGUUUCCACCACCUACUGCCGUGGCUGAUUUAUUUGACAAGCUUUCUUUGAAGUCUGAACCUGCUUGUAACCGCAACACAAUUCCAAAAGUCACUACUCCAAAUCCAUUCCAUCUUCACACUGAGGAAAGAGGAGCCAAGAAAGAGAAGAAAUUGAUCAUGGAACUUUUUCAGAAAGAGUUGGAAGAGGAAGCAACAAGGGUUCCGAAGGCAAACCCAUACCCCUAUACCACUGACUAUCCCGUGAUCCCACCAAAGCCAGAACCCAAAAAAUGCACAAAACCAGAGCCAUUUCAAUUGGAGAGCCUAGUGAGACAUGAGGAAGAAAUGCAAAAGGAACAAGAAGAAAGACUUAGAAUGGAAAGAGAGCAAAGAAAGAUGAGAAAAUUUAAGGCACAGCCAGUAUUAAAAGAGGACCCAAUCCCAGUUCCAGAGAAGGUCCGCAAACCCCUUACAGAAGUUAAAGAGUUUGAUUUACAUUUGAAUCAUCGGGUCGUGGAGAGAGCACAAUUUGAUGAGAGGAUUAAGGAGAAAGAAAUGAUGUACAAACGAUACAGAGAGGAGAGUGAAGCAGCAAGAAUGAUGGAGGAAGAGAAGGCACUGAAACAGAUGAGAAAGACAAUGGUUCCUCAUGCUAGACCAGUUCCAAAUUUUGAUAAUCCAUUUUGUCCCCAAAAGAUUUCUAAAACAACAAAACCCAAGUCCCCAAACUUGCGUGUUCUCCAAAGAAGACGGAAGAUAUUCAAUGGCUCCACAGUCUCAUCAAGUCCUACUACUAACAUGAGAUGACUGGAGCAUCCAGUUUGUGAUCAAAGUUUGAGUUCAAGAACUCUUGAAUCCUUGACACUUCCCCCCAAGGUGUCUCUUUGUAAUAGUGUAAUAAUAGUUAAAAUCUAUUCUUUGAUGUAAAGUUUUUCUAAAACUGCAGCUCGAUGUAAAAACAAUUUGUGAUACCAAAUCAACAUUUCAAAUAAUAUUGCUAAAUUAAGAUUAUGAGUUAAAAAGCCAUAUAAAGUUUAUUAUUUCAUCA